UAACGUUCUGUCACGUAAAUGAGUUCGUUCUACACUCAAGACGAAAACGUGAUUUUGUUUUUGUUUAUAUUUUGCGGAUUUCAUCAUCAAAUUUUUGUUGAGCAAAAUGAAGCGCCCCAACAUUCUCAUCACCGGUACCCCAGGCACCGGCAAAACUCGUUUAUCAAAAGAACUAGCGAAAAAGUUUGGUUGCCAUCAUCUCGACAUAUCCGCUGUGGCGAAGGAGAAUAAUUUUGUUGAAGAAUACGACGAUGAAUAUGAAUGCCCCAUAUUGGACGAGGAAAAACUGCUCGAUUAUCUGGAACCGAUUAUGGCGGAAGGAGGAAAAAUUGUCGACUAUCAUUCGUGUGAGUUCUUUCCGGAAAGGUGGUUCGAUGUCGUCUACGUUAUGCAGUGUGAAAAUUCCAUUUUAUUCGACCGACUUACGGCAAGAGGCUACAACGCCAAGAAAAUCCAAUCAAACGUCGAAUGCGAAAUAUUCCAGACCAUACUGGAAGAAGCAAUGGAAUCCUACAACAGUGACAUUGUCAUACCGAUCCAUGGCGAUUCGGAAGAAGAGUUUCAAAAGAAUUUAACUCAAAUAUCGGCAUGGUUCCAAUCGGCAACGAGUUAAACAGUAAAUUUCCGCAUUUCUUACUAAUUAAAACUUUCAAUAAAAUCGCCGAUGAGACAACCAGCCGUGGCUUUUACAUAAUAA
Messenger RNA from Bradysia coprophila, 697 nucleotides. RefSeq names its product adenylate kinase isoenzyme 6 (gene Ak6). Gene Ontology annotation, molecular function: AMP kinase activity; ATP binding; ATP hydrolysis activity. NCBI's taxonomy places the organism in Eukaryota, Metazoa, Arthropoda, Insecta, Diptera, Sciaridae. Gene Ontology annotation, cellular component: nucleus; cytoplasm. The record is from RefSeq and is a predicted model, not a curated record.